AUGGUGCUCCCAUCGUCCCCCAAAGAUGAUUACGACCUGGAAUAUCUUACCAAUCACAUCUUCUUCCCACCUCAACUUCCCCAAGCCGAUGACUCCAGCCCCAAAAACGACAACGAUAUCUGUCGUGUCGUACUUGAAGCUGCUCGGGAGUACCAAGAGUGUCUCCCUAUCAUCGACAAAAAAAACCGUUGGCCCGAUGUCAUUGCAAUGUUAGACCGAUUUUGUUCUCUCUACCUCCCCCACCGUGAUUAUACCGAGGAACGCCUCACGGAGUGUAUUCAUAACAUGAACGACGGAGGUGUCGCUGCCUUUCUUAUCCGUGCACAGAACGUUGGACUCAUCAUUCGCAAGCUCCAAGACAGGACAGUUUUCGAAUCGUUCGAGGUCUCCGCCCCAAACGAAACUAUCAUGACCAACCGUGGGAAAUUGAACCGCUCUUUCCCUGGACCUGCGAUAGCUGUCCCCUCAAGUGAAGCCAAUAAACAUGACUUCGUUUGUGUGUUGGGCGAUUUCCUCGUGCAAAUGAACGGCACAGUCAUCAAGGACGCUAUGCCGACCACGACGAAGGCUGGAUCCAAUACCAUCGAAACCCGCGACAUACCGCAUCCAGGUUACAUUACGGAACUCCUCACUGGAAUCCUUCGUGGUAUUGGGCGACCCGAAGAUGUUCAACGAUUCACCAAACGAAUCGCAGAUGAUAUUCUGUGGGAUAAUGCUCUUCUUCCCUGGCGCCGCUCACCUCUGUGGCUUGUCAUUCGAGUGGCCUUACAGUCAUGCCUCGGAGACAAGACUAGCGGAUCGCACGAGACGUACAAAUCUUUCAUGGCCUUUUUGAUGUCACGUAUCCUCCGCAGGGUUGUUAUCGCAGAAUUUGAUAGCGAUAUCCUUUCGAUUAUGCAUAAGAAGCUUGCACGUCGUGUGUACAAGCUCGGUGAAGCUGCACCAUCCUUUUUGUUGGAUGAGGUGACUGAAGUUGGGAAGAGGGUGCUGAAGGUGCUGAAGAAACGUUGGGAUGUCGCUCAGAACGAAGAUGCGUUUGCUGGUCAGAAAGGGUGGCAACCGUCGCGCUUGGACCCUUCAGGAGACACCGCGCUUUCGCUCGACACCAGCAAAGCGUAUAUCUCUACCGUUUUGAAGGGGCAAUAUCAUGCUCGAGUAUUCAGUGGAUUCGACCCCAGCGAACAACCGAGGCUUAAGGGAAAGUUGGAGGAUUAUACCGCGGAUGGUAUCCUCCGAAAAUUGGGUGGUUUAGGGUUAUUCGACUUUGAGCGUGCAGUAGAGGAAGAGAUUGAUGAUUGGGUGUCUAACCGUCUGACUCUAAAUGAGGCGUGCUUGACCAUAUGGAAAUGGAUUGAGGAGUACCACAGGCAAGCUCAAGAUCGCUAUAGUGGGAACCCCGAUGGGAUAUCGGUUAUGUACCUGACAUUGUUGGAUCUCUGGAUUGGGCUCGAUAAGUUAUGUGUAGCGCAGUGUCCGUUGCUGCUUGACUAUUCUCCAGAGAUGGUUGAGACCAUUUUUGAACCCCUCCUCCUUCGUCGACCCGAGUCGAUUGAACGCUUGAAGAAGGCCUUUCUGCAUCUUCGAUACCGUCAUGCCCGAUCGAAAGACUCGGAUACGAUAUUUUCCGAUUCGAUAUCAUCCUCUAGUUUCUCUGUCCGUUUUUUCGACAGUUGCACGAAGCUUCAGAACCUAAAACAAGAGAUAGAGUCACAAGCCACCCGGGACCGUCAGAAAAAGGUACAAGAGUUGGAGAAACAAAAUACACGAUAUGACGACCUUAGAAAGAAAUAUCGGGCGAUGGAUUGUGACCUUUGGGAAAACUGGCGGACUGGUCGAAGACAGCAUGAUCGAAAUUGUGAAAAGUGUCGGGUGCAGAGAGAGUAUGAGUCUAUGAAGAUCCUUAUUUUCGAAUGGCCACUUCCAUCCCGCGGUGAGGAGGCGAAAGCGGCGGUAUUUGAAAUCGCGUGUCCUACUGUCUUUGGAGUUUGGCGCCAGGCCACCUACCAUAUCCUGCUCGAUAUCUGCACACCUGCCAAGCUUCGUCCCGAUUCUGUCCCGGCCAAGGUGGAGCUCUCCAGCUAUGAUGGGCUUUGCCGCUUUGUUGACCAUUGUUCCGUCAGGAGGCUUUCCCUGGCAUCUUCAACGAAAUCCUGGACCAGGACCCACUACAAGGAGGUUUCGCUGCCUUCAGAGGAGGGCGAAGUCUGUAAGACCAAUGGACUACGACUUUCACUAUAUGAUCUAUCAACUAAAGUAUGGGUAUCCUCUCGUUUCGCCCGGGACUGUACGAUCGAUAGCGAAUGCACGUACAAGCUCCCCACAGGGCCCUACUCGAAUCUCCAAAAAACCCUGUACUCGACUCUCCACACCACAAACGAUAUCCUAGCCAGCCAAUUUUAUUGCCAUCCAGAGCUCAGUUUACAUGAGUACAUCGCUUUCGGGAGUCUACGUGCCGGUGAACGACUUCAAUGGGGGAAUAUCCUUAGGGAAAUUCACGCUCGAACUCUUACGUUCUCUCAAGAUGCGGUGGAGAUGUUGAUCGCCCAGUCCGCGUUACAGAUUGGUUCGUUGUCAAAAGAAAGGCGGUGGAAAUGGCACGAAGAAAUUCUUAAUCCCGAAUUCCGUCGAUGUCUCCUAGAGGAGCUUGAGGAUCUUCUAGUCAGCAUCCAACCCAACUGGUCAGAAGCAGCCACGAUGAGGACUAUCAUUCUUCUCGCCCGUUGUGUUCUAACUUGGUCCACCAAUGAUGAGAUUUGCCAAACGUUUCUUGGAGUUUUACGAGAUUGUCGACGCGUUGCGUAUGGCUGGAUGAAGAACGUGGGCGAGAGAUUGAAAGAUAUCAACAAAGACAAUGAUGCUCAGGAGUUCCAGCUACGAUUGUGCGAAAUGGCAGCUACCUGUCGGAGUACGUGCGAUGUUGGCUCUCGGUGGUAUCGUCGUGCUUGCGUUGAAGAUCAGUCCAGUAAAGGUCAUUCUGCUAACAGUGAGACGUCUCGUCAACCGUCUUCUCUUACCAUGGUGUUGGAAGCGGGGAUGGUCCUACGAGAUAACAUGCCUCUGGACCUGGCGAGCGCUAAUGUCUCGCAGGUCAUCAGACAGCUUCUCGCUCGUGACGAUCGAUUCAGUCAUUCUUUCGAACAAUUUCUUGCAAGCGCUAUCAUCGAGUCCAAUGAUAUUCUUCACGAAGCUAUCCGCAGAUAUUGGCCCGCUUACUCCCGCACUCCGGAAUCUUCUUGGUGCCAACUCCCUGCACCUAAUGAUCGCUGGCUAUGCCUACGGGACGGCACUCAGCCUGUGCACUUCAACGUCCUCCAGAGUCAGCUUUUGGUGGAAGGUAAACCUAUUGGCCGCUUACCCUCAAAAUUUGUGUCCCAUCUCACGUAUCAACGCAUAUUUGGGCAGACAAUCCUCGAUGUAGUUCCUCCCGACCAAUCAGAGCCUGGUGUAGAGUUUGCGACAAAAGACCUCAUCAAAGUUAAGGACCCCAAGAAGCUGGGCUACCAGGUUUUCUUCGCCUACAAUGUCGAUAAAGGUGAACUCAUUAUCAAGGCCACAUGUCGCGAUACCAACCGACGUUUUGAGCUGAUUCCACACACAAAACUGCUCGGGGAUCUUCCUCAGUUUCUUGUGGAAGAUUAUACACAUUGGCUGUCUUUGGAUGAUGAAGUGAUCGAGCUUCGUCCACGCACCGACAUCUGGAAUACCUAUCCAGCCAACUGGCAUAUUGUAUUCACCGACUCACAUUCCUACAUGUGUCGAGAACCUCCUUCAGGAUUUUUUCGACUUGUUGAUGUUCGCAGUCAGACCGCCUCGAUGCUCAGCUCUCGACUUCAACCGUUGGAGAAGAGCAACUUCAUGACCAUGAUCUACUCCAUAAACACUCAUGAUGUGACAGUCGAACUUCCACGAUACCGCCUCUCAUUUCGGUUGAAUCCGGACGGACAACUCCUCUGUAGCACAUUACCUAACAUGGCCGUUGACGACAAUCAAACCGCUGGAGUCAUGAUUGGACUCGCAAACAAACUCGUGUUACGCAAUAUGAAGUGUGAUGCGAGACGUGAACUUCUCCUUCCUCUCGGAAGGGUUGAUUUCUCGAAACAUGAAAACACGAAACACACAGAGGUCACUAUUGACAUUGGCUCUCAACGUCGUGUAUCGUACUUCCGAUACACAAUUGACGAUCUAUUGGGUCGACUAUCUGGGAACACCAGCCUGCAUGCCCGGCUCUACAGGUUAUAUCUCACCGCGGUUACAUCGUCAUGCCUUCCGAACCCGUUGACGGAACGUACAGGCACCCAGGAGGCUCUCGCGGAGUUGAAGUCAGCCAGUUGCAGGUCUUUCAUUACCCUCGACAAAAAAGCUCAAGACCUCCUCCACAAGUUUGCCGAACUGAGCCCAAGACGUUCUUACUAUCCCGAACAUCUCAAGGUCAUGCAAAGGGUUGAGUGGAGAGAUUUACCAUCUUUGGCCCAACAUGACGAGUUCUAUGAGGCCUCCCGAACCAUUCUCGAUUUCGCACGUCGACUCCAGGUCUUUCCCGGUGAACGAGAUCCCAAACCAGUCCAAGUCCUUAGUUCUCUACCUGCUGAGCUAUUGUUACAACGGGCGGCAGCACGCAACUUGUGGUUUUACCCUCCAGAGUUCCACUUCGAAUGCCCCAAAGACCUCAUGUAUUGCUCCCGCGACAUUCCUGAUUCGUCAGCUGAGAAUCUAGUGUUCUCGAACUCCAGUCUGGUUAGAUCCUGGCCGGCAAGACUCUCUACUACCCUCAACCUACUGCAGUGGUUCGAAAAAUGGUCCAACUUAUCAGGCUCCGCCAUGGAAAGGCGUACGGUAUCCCACGUUGAGUUGAAUGGAGAGUUGGCAGACAUUUGGAUGCUGCUCUACAACCAUCUCCGAAGCAAAAGCACCAACCUACACCAAGUGUUGUUCACACUGUGUUCGUUGGCAUACUUUCACAAAUCAUCUGAUGUCCAAAGCCUCAUCCCGACUCUUCUUGCCUUUGCGACCAAUCGAGAACAUUAUCGCAAUCUUGACCCCCCUCAAUGGAACUCAUACACGCUGUCUAAAGGUUUUGAGCCCGAUCGCGACUCUUUGAUUGGCGUAGCGGAAAACGCCGCAAAAGGAUUCAAUUAUAAUGAUUAUACUAGAGAAGUUCCUUCACGCUCUGACGAAAAUUAUUGGGAGCUUGAAUCGCGACGAAGAAUGUACUACGACAAACAGCUAGAAUCGGAAGCAAAGACGGUAGUUGAUUUUGUUGUACGCCAAUGGCCUUGCCUUGAGCCAUCAGCUCCAAUGCAAACCAGCUUCUCACUCAUCAUGGUUCAAGACUUUAUGUCAAAAGCGAGAUCCUUGUUCGCUGACUGGUAUCACAAUUGGGACCUUCGAAACCAUGUCAACGAGGUACAAAGGCACCUGGACAUUGUCCGUGACUCAUCUCUCAAAUCACUAGCAUGCGUCUACAAAUCCGAAGCAUGCCUAGCGAUGGCUUCACAAUCAAGGUCUCUCCUCGUUUCCCUACAUGACCUCUUUGAAGCAAGGAUGGCUCCAUUGUGUUUGGACCGUUUACCCAGCACUCUACCUGGCCGGGCUAAGCACGACUGCAGAAACCUGCAGUCGCUAGUGGAUGAGCUGAAGAACAGUACUCAAAACAUUCACCAUACCUAUGCUGAAGGUCUUCAAGGAAGUUUAGAUGCACUAGGGUCCAUGCAUCAGGAGAACGGCCUACCAACGUACAGAAAGGAAUGCGAAAACCAUUUCUCCAAGGUGUUCAAGACGGUACAGCACACACUCAGCAACCCGACCAAACCUAUUGAGGAGAUAUUGCAGCAGGCAAACUUGUGGCCGGCUUACGAACUUCAUUCUGUCUUGCAGAGCAUGGCGUCGAUCACUCCAUUCGAGGUACCAGCCACUUGGAUUGAAGUUCUGCGCCAUCUAGCGCGAAGCCUGAUCCUGUGUCAGAGGUCUCGGAGGUUGCUAUGUCUAGCUCAACUUGAAAAGGGUGAUGACCUCGAGAAGGAACUCAACGUCGACGAGUCUGUUCUUGCAGUCAAGGACUUUGAUUGGCUACUCAUUCAGGUGGAUAAUGACUUUCUUGUUAGGAAGGUUCAGCUCGCUGUUGCGCAGGAAAUGACCUCACCUUCUAGCGGUGAGAACACCCUGCUUCAGCUGAACAUGGGCGAGGGGAAGUCAUCUGUGAUCGUUCCAUUCGUUGCAGCAGCCCUUGCGGACGGCGAGAAACUCUUGAGGGUUGUCGUUCUGAAAUCGCUUGCUGGUCAGAUGUUCUCCCUCCUACAGCAGCGCCUUGGUGGCCUUGUCAAUCGUCCAAUCUUGUACUUACCUUUCUCUCGAGACGUUAAAAUGGGAAGGCAGGAAGCAAUAGAGCUGCAGGAACUCUACGAGGAUGCGGUUCGUGAUCAUGCAAUCAUCGUCGCUCAACCUGAACAUUUGUUAUCAUUCAAACUUAUGGCCGUCGAUAAACUCGUAGAGAAGAACGAGCUGUCCAAGCAGUUGAUUAAGACACAACUGUGGCUCGAUGACCAAGCACGAGAUGUCUUAGAUGAGAGCGACGAGAUAUUACAUACUCGCUAUCAACUCAUCUAUACGGUCGGAGCCCAGCAAACACUGGAACUUGGCUCAAAUCGUUGGCGAACAAUCCAGGGAGUCCUAUCUCUUGUCAAGGAAUGUGCUCAGCACGUUCAAGACUCGAUUCCUUUGGGACUAGAGAUAGGGCAAUCCGAUAAUCAGUUCCCGCAGAUUCGUGUCCUCAAGCACGAAGCUGGAGAGAGGUUGGUUUCUGAAGUUCGUAAGAAGGUGAUGGACAGCCGUCUUGAAAGCUGCUCUUUCGAACGAUUUCCAAGUAGCAUAGGGGAGAUCGCAGAACGUUUCAUAGCCAACGAGACGCUGUCUCACGAGGAGAGGGCAUUCUUUGGGGCUGAUUCUGAUACGGACGAUCUGUGGAAGAAGCUCUUGCUAUUGAGAGGAUUACUAGGACAAGGUAUCCUCGUUUACGUGUUACAACAGAGACGGUGGAGAGUCGACUUUGGGCUGGACCUAGCCAGAUCGCUUUUGGCGGUUCCAUACAGAGCGAAGGAUGUGCCCUCUUUACGAGCAGAAUUCGGUCACCCCGAUGUCGCCAUCCUUUUAACUUGUUUGAGCUAUCUAUAUGGUGGGCUCUCACAAGCCGAAUUGGAGACGAGUUUUCAGCUCCUCUUUAGGUCAGACAACCGUACGCGUGUUUACGAAGAUUGGGUUCGCGCUAUUUCCAAUGUUCCAGAUGAUCUUCGCAACAUUUCUGGCGUCAAUUUGAGGGACACUAAACAAUUCCGCGAUACAAUUUCCCCCUUGUUCAGAAUGAAUCCCGCUACGAUCGAUUUCUACCUCUCCCAAGUCGUCUUCCCCAAAGCCGCAAAAGAGUUCCCAAAGAAGCUGACCACUACAGGUUGGGAUUUAGCACGCCGGAAGAAGCAUGUUACGACGGGCUUUAGUGGAACCAACGACAAUCGUCAUCUUCUUCCGACUUCGAUCGCCCAGGUAGACACCACAGAUCGCAUUGGUACCAAUGCCAGCAUGUUAUCUUUGUUGCUCGCCCCGGAAAAUAACCAUUACGAGCGUCUUUCAGUCCAGGUCCGAACUGGGCAGGAAAUCAUCGACGCUAUAGUGGGAACGGCUGAAACGCCGUUUCAGCCCGAUAUCCGAGUACUCCUCGAUGUUGGAGCCCAAAUACUGGGGUUGUCCAACCUUGAAGUCGCGAAGUAUUGGCUCUCCAAGAGACCAAAUCUUCAAGCAGCUGUCUUCUUCAAUGAACACGAUGAAUUAGAGGUCCUACACAACGGAACAAGUGAACUCCUGUCAUUAUCUCCCUUCCAUGACAACUUUGAUCAAUGUGUGGUGUAUCUCGAUGACGCCCAUACUCGUGGUACCGACUUGAAAUUGCCCACCAACUGGAGGGCUUGUGUUACGUUGGGCCCCAAGGUUACAAAAGACAGAUUAGCUCAGGGUUGCAUGCGCAUGCGCAAAUUGGGUCGUGGACAGACCGUCGUUUUCAUGGCUCCCAGGGACGUCGAUAGUGCUAUCCGGGCGAGGGCCGGGAAGGGCGAUGAAGACAUUGUCGAGAGUCGUGAUGUCGUUCGCUGGGCUAUGCUCGAGACCUGCGCUGACAUCCAGCACCACGUUCCUCAUUGGGUUCAACAAGGUGUCGACUUCACCGCUCGCGAUGAAGGGUGGAAGGAUUUGGUUUCUUCUGAGGAUCCGCUACAAGCCCGAGAAGCCCUCACGUCUAGCUGGCUACAACCCGAAGCACGUACACUGCAGGAGAUGUACGGCAAAUCUUCGAGUACGGAUGACAACAGCUUAACGAUGCUGGCGCGCAAAAGACCUGAGAUUUGGAACAGAUGUAAACAGCUCGGCGUAACUGAAAUCCAGGACCCUCGUAUUGAAGAAGAACAGGAAAGAGAGGUCAGCCAUGAAAUGGAAACCGAGCGGCAGAUAGAGCGACCACCCAAAGCGGAACCGGCAACUCAUGUCCUUCAUCCUGAUGUCAAACAGUUCGUCGAAUCUGGAGUUGUUUUAGUAGGAUCAUCUGCGUUUGAUAACGCCUUUCCGUCCCUCAGAGUCAGUGCUGGGAGCACGGAAGAUCUUCGAUGGAAAGGGUCAACGCGUGCAAUGCUCAUUGCAACUCGUGACUUCCUGGACACAAUAAAACCCACUUCUAAACUUUCGGUCAGUGAUUACCUUCGACCUGUAAACUGGGUAGUCUCCAGCUGUCGUGUGCGCUGCUUGGUGAUCUUGAGCCCAUUCGAAGUGAACGAACUUCUCCCCACAAUACGUCAGAGUGAGCACGUGCGCCUUCACGUCUACACACCUCGAAUAACCCAGUUCAUGCGACCCGUUGACGACCUGAGGCUAUACUCCUUCCGACUUUCCUCUGAUGCAUGGUUGGGGCCAGAACAGGAAAUGGUUGAUCAGCUUAACCUCUGCGCAGGACAGCUCUAUCUUUCGGAUUACGACGCCUAUCGUCGUAUCAGUGCCCUUCUGGGCGUGCCUACUCCGAAAGACGCCAAAAUGAAAUCCGAAAACGACGGAUUUGUGAAGCCCGAAAACCGUGUCGAUCGCCUCUCAUCCAACUCCCGCAGUUCGAGCCCGCUGGAGUAUCUGAGGCUCUUGGUCGGCUCCAGACGAAAGGGCAUAACAUUUGAGGCUACGCAUCUGGGGAAAGUAUUAGGUUUUAGAUUCCUCGUGCCAAGCGAGUUUGAUUCUGAAGGACGUUCGGAUGAAAUGUGA
This is a messenger RNA of Marasmius oreades (fairy-ring Marasmius), 9282 nucleotides long. RefSeq lists its product as uncharacterized. Bases 1 to 9282 code for a protein of 3093 amino acids. The transcript has 8 exons. Lineage: Eukaryota; Fungi; Basidiomycota; Agaricomycetes; Agaricales; Marasmiaceae. The record is from RefSeq and is a predicted model, not a curated record.